AUGCGGGGCAACGUGGACGUGACAAGUUUGCUGGAAAAAUGCACUCUGAAUUUUCUUACAUCCCUUCUGGACAAAAAGAAAAAAAAAAAAGUUUUGUCAAAAGGAAAAAUUCUUGAAAUGGCAAGACUGUUCUGCAUCAUCGAAAUAGUUUCGAAAAACUUAAAAACCAAUACGCAUUCCACAUUGAGACAAAUAUUUUACACAAACCCACACUUGUUCAUGUCGCAAAAUGUUUCAAAUGUAGCCAUUGGAAAGUUAACAAAAAUUAUAAAAAUUCCGAGAGAGUUGCUAAACAUUUAUAAUUCCCCCAAAGGAAUAAUCAGAGGAAAUAUUUUCCUCCGGGAAAAAAAAUCAAGUCCAUGGGUUGAUUGCAUGAGUAUUUUUGAAACGAGAGGGCAUUUGAUAUGCCCCUUUGGAAUCUCCGAUAUAAAAAUUUCGCCUGAUGUGAAAUACGUCCUAAUAGUGGAAAAGGAGACGAUUUUUUUUAGGCUACUUCAAUCUGAUUUCAUUUCGAAUUAUGGACCCUGCAUUUUAAUAACGGCUAGAGGGUUCCCAGACAUUAACACUAGGCAACUACUUUACGAAAUCCGUAGAUACAACAAAGGCUUGAAGGUUUUCUGCAUCACCGAUUACGAUGCUUAUGGUCUAAGCAUAGCGUUCACAUAUACCUCGAAGAUGGAGUCAAAAGUUUACUACGUAGAAGACGUAUCCAUUGAUAAUUUAUUUUGGCUGAAUUUGUUUUCCCCGGAGGAAGGACUUCAAAAACAUGUUUUAAAAGAUAUUGAUAUAAGUAAACUGACCUUAAGGGACAUCCGAAUGUUGGACAACAUUUGCGAGACAGUAAAAAGUAGCCGCAAAUUCUGCUCCUCUGAAAUUAUUGCGUGGACAGAACAUGCUAACCACAUGAAAACAUCAGGCAUGAAAUACGAAGUAGAUGCAAUUCAGGAUAUUGAAAAGUAUUUGAGCAUAAGAAUUGAGGAACUCCUUUGA
Molecule: messenger RNA, 990 nt
Organism: Plasmodium knowlesi strain H
Lineage: Eukaryota; Apicomplexa; Aconoidasida; Haemosporida; Plasmodiidae
Product: meiotic recombination protein SPO11, putative
Exons: 8
Coding region: 1-990 (329 amino acids)
Biological process (GO): meiotic DNA double-strand break formation; meiotic DNA double-strand break processing; reciprocal meiotic recombination
Cellular component (GO): nuclear chromosome
Molecular function (GO): ATP binding; DNA topoisomerase type II (double strand cut, ATP-hydrolyzing) activity; DNA binding
Source: RefSeq, a predicted model, not a curated record